Pseudopipra pipra is the source of this 5370-nucleotide messenger RNA. It is a transcript of the gene TRIM35, whose product is annotated as tripartite motif containing 35. Gene Ontology annotation, molecular function: ubiquitin protein ligase activity; protein binding; zinc ion binding. Gene Ontology annotation, cellular component: cytoplasm. NCBI's taxonomy places the organism in Eukaryota, Metazoa, Chordata, Aves, Passeriformes, Pipridae. The record is from RefSeq and is a predicted model, not a curated record. The transcript has 10 exons. Gene Ontology annotation, biological process: positive regulation of apoptotic process; protein ubiquitination; innate immune response. Bases 108 to 1718 code for a protein of 536 amino acids.
CCCCGGGGGGGCCGUGCCCGGGUCGGGACCCGCCCCGUCCGUCUCAUCCCGGCCCCGCCCGCGCCGGGAGCGGCGGGAAAGGCUGGAAUUCUGAGGGAAAGGCUGGAAUGUCGCGGGAGCCCGAGCGCAGCCCCCCCCACUGCCCCCUGAGGCGCCGCUGCUGCUGCAGGAGCUGCCGAGACCCCCCCGACAGCUCCAUGGAGGACACGCGGGAUGACCCCCACCCCUCCCGCGGCCCCUCGGGGGGGGCUUCCUCGGCCUCGGGGGCCGCGCUGAAGGAGGAGCUGCUGUGCCCCAUCUGCUACGAGCCCUUCCGCGAGGCCGUGACCCUCGGCUGCGGCCACAACUUCUGCCGGGGCUGCGUCCGGCGCUCCUGGGAGCAGCGGCUCCGCUCCUGCCCCGUCUGCAAGGAGACCUCGGCCCGCGACGAGCUGCGCCUCAACCACACCCUCAACAACCUGGUGGGGAUGAUCCUCAAGGAGGAGGAGCGGGAGGGGGAGGAGGAGGAGGGGAGGAAGGCGAAGAGGGCAGCGCUGUGCCCGCUGCACGGCGAGGAGGCGAAGUUCUUCUGCCUGGAGGACAAGGAGCUGGCGUGCGGCUCCUGCCGCAGCUCCGCGGGCCACGAGGGGCACAAGGUGCGGCCCGUGCGGGAGGCGGCGGCGGAUUUCAGGGCCAAGCUGGUGAACAUGGAAUCGUCCCUGCGGGAGAAAGCCAAGGAUUUCGGGGUCGUGCGGCGCUCCUACAAAUCCAUCGCCAAGCACAACAAGACGGAAGCGGAGCGGCUGGAGCGGCAGGUGAAGCGGGAAUUCCGGAAGCUCCAUGAGUUCCUGUGGAACGAGGAGAAGGCUCUGCUGGCCCAGCUGCAGGAGGAGAUCCAGCAGAAGCAGGAGCUGAUCCAGGAGAAGGUGGAGCAGCUGGAGCGGGAGAACCAGGCCCUGCUGGGGGAGGCGCGGCAGCUCCAGGCGGAUCUCAAGCAGGACGACCACACGUUCCUCAUGAGCCACAAGAACCGGAAGCGCAGGAUCGCGUGGACGGCGGAGGAGCCGGAGGCCGUUCCCACGGGAUUGCUCCUGGACGUUCCCAAGUAUUUGGGGUCGCUGCAGUUCAACGUCUGGAAGAAGAUGCUGGGAAGCGUCACCGCCGUCCCGUUCUCCUUCGACCCCGGCUCCGCCGCCGGCUGGCUCAGCGUCUCCGACGACCUCUCCAGCGUCUCCAACCGCGGCUUCCAGCUCUCCGUGGAAAACCCGGAGCGCUUCACCUCGGCCCCCUGCGUCCUGGGAUCCCGCGGCUUCUCCAGCGGCUUCCACGCCUGGGAGGUGGAUCUGGGCGGGAUCGACAACUGGCGGGUCGGGGUGGCCCGGCCCCGGGAGGGGACCCGCUGGAGCUUCCACCACGAUUCCCGCUCCGGCUUCUGGUUCCUGUACCGGCUCCCCGGGAAGGACGAGUGCCGCGCCUCCAACGCCGCCCGCUCGGAGGCGGGAGCGCCGGGAGCGGCCGUCCGGAGGCUGCGGGUGGAGCUGGACUGCGACGAGGGCGAGCUGUCCUUCUACGCCGCCGACCCGCGGCGCCACAUCUACACCUUCCACGAGAAGUUCGGAGGCGCCGUGUUCCCAUAUUUCUACGUGGGGGGGGACGGGGCAGCCCGAGGGGAUUCCCAGGCGGAGGCGCUGCGGAUCUGCCCGCUCCGGGUGCGCGUCCACGAGGAUAUUCCCGACUAAAGGGAGUUCCCAAUUAACGAUAUUCCCAAUUAAGGAUAUUCCCAAUUAAGGGUCCAGGGGUGUCUCCUGUGGGGAUAUUCCGGGAUAGGGGGUGUUACUGUUGGAGUAUCCCGGGAUAGUGGUGUUCCCAUGGGAGUAUUCCAUGGGAGAGACCCCUGAGGAGAUCCCGGUCCAAGGUGGAGAUCCCAGCCCAGGGGUGUCUCCCAUGGGAAUAUUCCGGGCUAGGGGUCUCUCCCGUGGGAAUAUCCAGGCCCAGGGCUCUCUCCCAUUGGAAUAUCCCAAUCCAGGGCUCUCUCCCAUUGGAAUAUCCCAGUCCAGGGCUCUCUCCCAUGGGAAUAUCCCAGCCUAGGGUCGUCUCCUGUGGGGAUAUCCCAUGGGAGAGACCCCUGAGGAGAUCCCGGUCCGGGGAGGAGAUCCUGGUCCUGGAGUCUCUCCCACAGGAAUAUCCCGGCUCAGGGGUCUCUCCCAUGAGGAUAUCCCAGUCUGGGAGUCUCUCCCAUGGGAAUAUCCCACGGGAGAGCCCCCUGUGGAUAUCCGACCCGCGGCGCCACAUCUACACCUUCCACGAGAAGUUCGGAGGCGCCGUGUUCCCCUAUUUCUACGUGGGGGGGGACGGGGCAGCCCGAGGGGAUUCCCAGGCGGAGGCGCUGCGGAUCUGCCCGCUCCGGGUGCGCGUCCACGAGGAUAUUCCCGACUGAGGGGUGUUCCCACUUAAGGGUCCAGGGGUGUCUCCCCUGGGGAUAUCCCGGGAUAGGGGUGUUACUAUUGGAAUAUCCUGGGAUAGGGGUGUUAGUGUUGGAGUAUCCUGGGAUAGGGGUGUUCCCAUGGGAUAUCUCAUGGGAGAGACCCCUGAGAAGAUCCCGAUCCAGGGAGGAGAUCCUGGUCCAGGGGUGUCUCCCAUUGGAAUAUCCAAGCCCAGGGGUCUCUCCAUGGGAAUAUCCCUGGAUAGGGCUGUCUCCUGUGGGGAUAUCCCGGGAUAGGGGUGUUACUAUUGGAGUAUCCUGGGAUAGGGGUGUUCCCAUGGGGAUAUCCCAUGGGAGAGACCCGGGAGGAGAUCCCGGUCCGGGGAGGAGAUCCUGGUCCUGGAGUCUCUCCCACAGGAAUAUCCCAGCCCAGGGGUCUCUCCCAUGAGGAUAUCCCAGUCUGGGAGUCUCUCCCAUGGGAAUAUCCCACGGGAGAGCCCCCUGUGGAUAUCCGACCCGCGGCGCCACAUCUACACCUUCCACGAGAAGUUCGGAGGCGCCGUGUUCCCCUAUUUCUACGUGGGGGGGGACGGGGCAGCCCGAGGGGAUUCCCAGGCGGAGGCGCUGCGGAUCUGCCCGCUCCGGGUGCGCGUCCACGAGGAUAUUCCCGACUGAGGGGUGUUCCCAUGGGGAUAUCCUGGGAUUAGGGGUGUUCCCAUGGGGAUUUCCCGGGAUAGAGGUGUUCCCAUGGGGAUAUCCCAUGGGAGAGACCCCCUGAGGAGAUCCUGGUCCAAGGGUCUCUCCCAUGGGAAUAUCCCAGCCUAGGGGUGUCUCCCAUGGGAUAUCCCGGGAUAGGGGUGUCUCCCAGGGGGCUGUCCCAGGAUAAGGGUGUUCCCAUGGGGAUAUCCUAGGAUAGGGGUGACUCCUGUGGAGCUAUCCCAGGAUAGGGGUGUUCCCAUGGGGAUAUCCCAGGAUAGGGGUGUUCCCAUGGGAGUAUUCCAUGGGAGAGACCCCUGAGGAGAUCCUGGUCCAGGGGUCUGUCCAUGGGAAUAUCCCAGUCCAGGGGUCUCUCCCGUGGGGAUAUCCCAGGAUAGGGGUGUCUCCCAUAGGGCUAUCCCGGGAUAGGGGUCUCUCCUGUGGGGAUAUCCCAGGCUAGGGGUGUCUCCCCUGGGGAUAUCCCGGGAUAGGGGGUGUUACUGUUGGAGUAUCCCAGGAUAGGGUGUCUCCCCUGGGGAUAUCCCAGGAUAGGGGUGUUACUGUUGGAAUACCCUGGGAUAGGGGUGUUCCCAUGGUGAUAUCCCAUGGGAGAGACCCCUGAGGAGAUCCCAGUCCAGGGAGGAGAUCCUGGUCUUAGGGUGUCUCCCAUUGGAAUAUCUCAGGCUAGGGUUGUCUCCCAUGGGAAUAUCCCAGCCCAGGGGUGUCUCCCAUGGGAAUAUCCCGGGAUAGGGGUGUUCCCAUGGGGAUAUCCCAUGGGAGAGACCCCCUGAGGAGAUCCUGGUCCAAGGGUCUCUCCCAUGGGAAUAUCCCAGCCUAGGGGUGUCUCCCAUGGGAUAUCCCGGGAUAGGGGUGUCUCCCAGGGGGCUGUCCCAGGAUAAGGGUGUUCCCAUGGGGAUAUCCUAGGAUAGGGGUGACUCCUGUGGAGAUAUCCCAGGAUAGGGGUGUUCCCAUGGGGAUAUCCCAGGAUAAGGGUGUUCCCAUGGGAGUAUUCCAUGGGAGAGACCCCUGAGGAGAUCCUGGUCCAGGGGUCUCUCCAUGGGAAUAUCCCAGCCCAGGGGUGUCUCCCAUUGGAAUAUCCCAGCCCAGGGGUCUCUCCCAUUGGAAUAUCCCACUCCAGGGGUGUCUCCCAUUGGAAUAUCCCAGCCCAGGGGUCUCUCCCAUUGGAAUAUCCCACUCCAGGGGUGUCUCCCAUUGGAAUAUCCCAGCCCAGGGGUGUCUCCCAUGGGAAUAUCCCAGUCCAGGGGUCUCUCCCAAUGGAAUAUCCCAGUCCAGGGGUCUCUCCCGUGGGGAUAUCCCAGGAUAGGGGUGUCUCCCAUAGGGCUAUCCCGGGAUAGGGGUCUCUCCUGUGGGGAUAUCCCAGGCUAGGGGUGUCUCCCCUGGGGAUAUCCCGGGAUAGGGGGUGUUACUGUUGGAGUAUCCCAGGAUAGUGGUGUUCCCGUGGGGGUAUUCCAUGGGAGAGACCCCUGAGGAGAUCCCAGUCCAGGGAGGAGAUCCUGGUCCAGGGGUGUCUCCCAUUGGAAUAUCUCAGGCUAGGGUUGUCUCCCAUGGGAAUAUCCCAGCCCAGGGGUGUCUCCCAUGGGAAUAUCCCAGUCCAGGGGUCUCUCCCGUGGGGAUAUCCCAGGAUAGGGGUGUCUCCCAUAGGGCUAUCCCGGGAUAGGGGUCUCUCCUGUGGGGAUAUCCCAGGCUAGGGGUGUCUCCCCUGGGGAUAUCCCGGGAUAGGGGGUGUUACUGUUGGAGUAUCCCAGGAUAGUGGUGUUCCCGUGGGGGUAUUCCAUGGGAGAGACCCCUGAGGAGAUCCCGGUCCAAGGUGGAGAUCCCAGCCCAGGGGUGCCUCCCAUGGGAAUAUCCCACUCCAGGGGUGUCUCCCGGGAUAGGGGUCUCUCCUGUGGGGAUAUCCCGGGAUAGGGGUCUCUCCUGUGGGGAUAUCCCAUGGGGAUAUUCCAUGGGGAAGACCCUUGAGGAGAUCCCAGUCUGGGGAGGAGAAUCCCAGUCCUGGGGUCUGUCCCAUGGGAAUAUCCCACUCCAGGGGUCUCUCCCAUUGGAAUAUCCCACUCCAGGGGUGUCUCCCAUGGGAAUAUCCCAGCCCAGGGGUCUCUCCCAUUGGAAUAUCCCACUCCAUGGGUGUCUCCCAUUGGAAUAUCCCACUCCAUGGGUGUCUCCCAUUGGAAUAUCCCAGCUCAGGGGUCUCUCCCACCUCCCUCCAUCCCAGUCGGGCUUUUCCAGGUGCUUUUCCAGCUUUUUUUUCCUCAGAG